GCAUAGGGCCUCGGAGUGAGCGGCCGUGCUCCGCAUGUCGCGCUGCUCCCGCGCACCAGGACCGACGAGGACCGCCGCCUGCCCGAGGCCUGACCGGCAUAGGGCCUCGGAGUGAGCGGCCGUGCUCCGCAUGUCGCGCUGCUCCCGCGCACCAGGACCGACGAGGACCGCCGCCCGCCCGCCCGAGGCCGGCGCGGCAAAGUGAUGACGGAGGAAAAGCGACAACAACAAUGAUAUAAAAGGUGCCGAUCGAAUGGAAGGAAUGUUCGGAGGGAUGGGAAGUCAUGUCUUGGAAAGGACAGAGCGGGAACCGGGCAGCGGAGAACAACAUGAGAUUUCGAAAGUGUCUCCGCAGUUCGAGCCCGAGCAGGACAUGAGAAGGGUUGAGGAGGAGGAGGCGAGGGCGAAGAAGGAAGAAGAGGGAACGGAGGAGGGGGAAGAGGAGGGUGUGGAGACGGUGAUAGAGAAGAAGGAAGAGGAGGAGGAGGAGGUGGACGAAGAGGGGGCGGAGGUGCUCGAUUUUCACGAAAUCGACAACACUUACGAUUACGCCCAACAUAUGAUCACUAACUGCGUUUCAGUAGAAAAUCAGGCAGCACUUGAAAGGUUGUAUGAACAAAUGGUAAAGGAGGCUGAAGUGCGCAGGAGAGAAAUACGCAAGAAAGAGUUUGGGGAGGGGUCGAGAUAUAUUCCCCGCAAAGUCCCUCUAGAUGAUGAACAAAACUUUGCUGAGCGUAAACAGAAUGUAUUGUCGCGAGUGCCAUUGAUAGGGUCCAUACUGUCAAGGAGAGCAAGGGAGCAAGAAGAGAAAGCCAAGAAUUCCAUUAUCAUGGACACUGUACUGCCCCCCAAAUCCGCAGAACAUCGUGAGGUUUCUGAAUUGUUUCAUCAGAUGGACGACGGACAACUUCAAAUUCUCUCUAUUGAGAAAGUAACCAAUGAUGGUCUCGAGGACAAGUUUGAAGAAAGAAAGAGAGCCUAUAGUGAAAUGUACGGGGAUGUAGAUGUGCAUAACUUGUGGCAUGGAAAUAAGUUGGACAAUAUUCCCACAAUACUGGAGAACAACAUUGAAGUUGCACGCUUUAGCUUGUCCGGGAUGUACGGUACGGGCGUCAGGUUCUCGUCCUCCCCUCAGUUGGCCUCGAUGCACUGCGACCGGGGCGAGACGGGCAGCAUGCUCCUGUGCAAGGUGCUCAUCUCCACCAUGAUGGAGGUGGGUGGAGCGGACUGGAUAGAAAGCAACGAGCCCCCCGUCAUCGCCGGCCGCGAGCCCCUGCGAUACGACACCACGACCAACAGCAAGGAGGGCAUGCACGCCAUCGUCAAGUUCGAAGACCACUCCUUUCUGCCCACCCACGUGGUCCACUUCAGGAGGUGCGUCCUGGAGGAAAAGGAAGACGAAAUCGACUACACUUUUUACAAUUACGCCCAAGAUCUGAGUGCCGACUGCGAGCUAGUAGAUAAUCAAGCAGAACUUGACAAGUUAUAUGAACAAAUGUUAAUGGAGGCUGAAGUGCGCAGACAAGAACUACGCAAGGAAGAGCUGGAAGUACUUCAAGCACAGCAUGACCUAUGGGGUGAAGAUUUACGCUUAGCAGAAGUACGGACGACUCGACAGUUCAGUUUGAGGGCGUAUCAGAAGCGCAUGGAAGAAUUGGAAAUGCUGGAAAUUCUCACGCAUCAGCAUACCUUAUGGCAAGAAGAUUUAGAAGAGCAAUGGCCAGAAAAAAAUGAUAAAUAUGGAGAGUUGUGGUUAGAUGAGCAAACCCCUGUUGCACAACCAAACCUAGAGUCAAGAGAGGGCGCUCAAAAUCAAGUUUUGAAAGAUGAGCAACACCUUGCUGCAGAACAAAAUCAAGCGUUAGAAGAUGAACAGCCAGAACAGAACAAAGUGACAAAGUUUCUGUUUGAGUGCAAGAAAGAGGAUGUAAAUUCCCUGUGGGGUUAUCAUUAGAGAACGCAAUAGUUUAAAAUGAGGAGGAUUACUACUUAAGCGUCUACAUUUUUAGCCCUGUUCAAACUAUUUUCUAAGUAUAUCUGCUAUUUAAAUUCAACUCUAUCGUCAUUUAGGGUGAAUAAUGCUGUGUUCUUGUUUUUCUUAGUAUGUUACUAGCCAAACUCUUCAAAAUGUUGAUUUUUACUCUAAAAAUCAAUGAAAGUUUGAGAGCGCAACCUAGCGUAACCAUGCUAUUGACUAUUAAUAUAAGUUAUAAUACUGAUUUGUCAGUUGCCUGAAAUUGGAAACAAAGGGCAGACUGUGAUACAGUCCCCAAACUAAAGAUGUAGAAAAGUCACCGCUUCGUUGUUAUUACUAUUAUUAUUAUUAUUAUUAUUAUUAUUACUAUCUACUUGAGUAGACUUGACACAUUUGUACAAGUGUAUUGCCAAAUAAAUAUCAAUUGAGACAAUCUUCCA
Molecule: messenger RNA, 2415 nt
Organism: Frankliniella occidentalis (western flower thrips)
Lineage: Eukaryota; Metazoa; Arthropoda; Insecta; Thysanoptera; Thripidae
Exons: 7
Coding region: 254-1954 (566 amino acids)
Molecular function (GO): NAD+ poly-ADP-ribosyltransferase activity
Source: RefSeq, a predicted model, not a curated record